This is a messenger RNA of Mizuhopecten yessoensis (Yesso scallop), 2637 nucleotides long. RefSeq lists its product as uncharacterized. Lineage: Eukaryota; Metazoa; Mollusca; Bivalvia; Pectinida; Pectinidae. The record is from RefSeq and is a predicted model, not a curated record. The transcript is spliced from 6 exons. Gene Ontology annotation, molecular function: GTP binding. The coding region runs from base 80 to 2557 and encodes 825 amino acids.
AAAUGCCCAACCACUUCAUGAUUUUUACGGACAUUGCAAAAGUCUUCAAGCCACAGCACAAGUCGCAUAAACAAAAAACAUGGCAGAAAUGGCUGUGACGGCAAACAUGAGAAAAAUGGCUGUGGCGGAGAAAAGGACUGUAAAGGCUGAUGUGAAUAUUUCAUACGGAGUUGAGAAAGAGUGCCGGGUGGCUUUGAUAGGUCGCUCAGGGACUGGAAAAAGUGUCACUGGAAACAACAUACUUGGUUGGAAAGCUUUUCGAUCUGAAUUGAGUGCAUCUUCAGUAACAAGUAGAUGUGAAAUCAACACAGCGGAGCGCUUUGGCAAGAAGUUGGUAGUAGUGGAUACACCGGGAUUGUAUGACACGGCAUUAUCGAACGAAGAUAUCACAAAAGAAAUCGUUAAAUGCAUAGCAAUGCUCGCUCCCGGACCUCACGCCUUUAUUCUUGUUGUUCAAGUAGGGCGUAUCACACCAGAAGAGCAGAACACAAUCACCCACUUCAGUAAUGUCUUUGGUGAAGAAUUCUUCAAGUACCUGAUAGUACUUUUUACACGAAAAGAUGACUUAGAAAACGACGAUAUGACCAUUGAUGAGUAUAUCAAAAAGGUUCCAGACAAACUGAAAGACAUUUUACAGAGAUGUGGUCGCAAAUAUUUAGCAUUUGAUAACUCUCCAAGAGGUCGGAAAACUGGCGCCGACGCACUUGAACUGGUUGAAAAGGUGCAAGAUAUCGUGAAUGGGACUGGAACAUCAUACUACUCAAACGAGAUGUUUGAAAAAGCAGAACAGGAGUUUCAGCGAAGAGCUGAGGAAUUCCGACUUGAGGAAAAAAAGAAGAUUGAUAAGGAACAAAAGAAGAUUCAGAAAGACCUGGAAACCGAACAAAAGAAAAUUGAAUCUCAGAGAAAAGAAGUUGAGGCAAGACGAAUGAAAAUUCAAGCAACGGAAUUUGAACUUCAGAAAAAGGAAAAAAAAAAGUCUCAUGAAUUUGAAGAAACACUUCGAAAGCAGGAAGCUGCUAAAAAGGAUCUCGAAGCAAAGGAAAGAGAAAUUGAAGAAAGGGAAAUCAAAAAUGACAAGUUAGAGUCAAGGAGGAAACGCGAUUUAGAGAAAAGAGAAAAAGAGUUCGAAGAAAAAUGUGGGAGCUAUCGUGACGAUUUUAGAAAGGAAUGCGAAAAGGGAGAUGAGUCUUUUAUGGUCGGACUAAUGAACAGUGUAGGAUCUGCAGUAGUAGCCGUAGGAAAUGCAGCAGAAAAGGUUGCAGAUGCAGUAGGAAAAGUUGGAAAUGCAAUAGGAAACAUAGUUGGAUUUUUUAAAGAAAAAAAAUACACAAGUCGCAUAAACAAAAACAUGGCAGAAAUGGCUGUGACGGAAACCAUGACAGGAUUGGCUGUGACGGAAAACAUGACAGGAUUGACUGAUGUAGAUAUUUCAUACGGAGCUGAGAAAGAGUACAGGAUGGCUUUGAUAGGUCGCACAGGGACUGGAAAAAGUGCUACUGGAAACAACAUACUGGGUAGAAAAGAUUUCGUAUCUAAAUUAUCUGGGUCUUCAGUAACAAGUAGAUGUGGAUUCAACACAACGGAGCGCUUUGGCAAGAAGUUGGUAGUAGUGGAUACACCGGGAUUGUUUGACACGGCAUUAUCGAACGAAGAUAUCACAAAAGAAAUCGUUAAAUGCAUAGCAAUGCUCGCUCCCGGACCUCACGCCUUUAUUCUUGUUGUUCAAGUAGGGCGCAUCACACCAGAAGAGCAGAACACAAUCACCCACUUCAGUAAUGUCUUUGGUGAAGAAUUCUUCAAGUACCUGAUAGUACUUUUUACACGAAAAGAUGACUUAGAAAACGACGAUAUGACCAUUCAUGAGUAUAUCAAAAAGGUUCCAGACAAACUGAAAGACAUUUUACAGAGAUGUGGUCAAAAAUAUUUAGCAUUUGAUAACUCUCCAAGAGGUCAGAAAACUGGCGCCGACGCACUUGAACUGGUUGAAAAGGUGCAAGAUAUGAAUGGGACUGGGAAAUCAUACUACUCAAACGAGAUGUUUGAGAAAGCAGAACAGGAGUUUCAGCGAAGAGCUGAGGAAUUCCGACUUGAGGAAAAAAAGAAGAUUGAUAAGGCACAAAAGAAGAUACAGGAAGACCUGGAAACCGAACAAAAGAAAAUUGAAUCUCAGAGAAAAGAAGUUGAGGCAAGUCGAAAGGAAAUUCAAGCAAAGGAAUUGGAACUUCAGACAAAGGAAAAAGAAAAGUCUCAGGAAUUUGAAGAAACACUUCGAAAGCAGAAAGCUGCUAAAAAGGAACUCGAAGCAAAGGAAAGAGAAAUUGAAGAAAAAGAAAACAGACAAGCCGAGUUAGAGUCAAUGGGGAAACGCGAAUUAGAGAAAAGAAUGGAAGAGCUCCAAGAAAAAUGUGUAAGCUAUCGUGAUGAUUAUAGGAAGGAAUGCGAAAAUGGAAAUAAGACCAUUAUGGGAAGGUUAAUGAUUGGAGCAGCACAAUCCAUUGGAGGUUUAGUAGGAACAAUUGGAGGUGCAGUAAAGGGAUUGUUAAAGUGGACUUAAACUUUCUACAAUAAAAUCAUGAAUACGCAGAACACAUAUUUGCUUGUUCGGAUGUAACGUGUGCUGUUAAUUGUUCCAGA